Molecule: messenger RNA, 3815 nt
Organism: Gopherus flavomarginatus (Mexican gopher tortoise)
Lineage: Eukaryota; Metazoa; Chordata; Testudines; Testudinidae
Gene: SP8
Product: Sp8 transcription factor
Exons: 2
Coding region: 608-2023 (471 amino acids)
Biological process (GO): regulation of transcription by RNA polymerase II
Molecular function (GO): DNA-binding transcription factor activity, RNA polymerase II-specific; RNA polymerase II cis-regulatory region sequence-specific DNA binding
Source: RefSeq, a predicted model, not a curated record
UCAGCGGCACUUCAAAGCCUGAGAGGGAGCUACAAUUGUGGUGGAAUGGGCGGAACUGAUCAUUGUAUUGCACACCUCUAAAAAAAACACUGCCUCUGAUUUAUCAAUAUAAAAAAGAUCCUCUGAGAGGAGGGCACUUUUGUGUGAUGGCAACUUCACUUCUAGGGGUGAGUCUAAGGAUUUUUUCUCUUGCUGGUUUAAUUAGUUUCUUUUUAUUGUCGAUCGGAGGGGGUUAAAAUAGCCCCUGUCUUGACCAGGGCUAUCAGUCUCCUCUAUUGAGGUUUUUUUUUCUUAAGUACAAGCGAGUUUAGGAGAAAAGAAAGAGAGAGGGGGGGAAAGGGGCCAGAGUCACUUUUCAGUGUGCAGGAAAAGGUCUUAAGGGCAUUUGUAGAAGCAACCUACAGCGCCCGGGCUGUGCUGUUCCUGUAUCCCCGGUGAAGUGUCCUCUCUUCUUUACAUGUGACUGCUGGAGGAAAAAAGCAGCACUUUCUCCGUCCGUGUGCAAUUGCUAAUUUGCAACAGAUUGUGGUUUUCUUUUUCCCUUUAACAUUUUUCAGCCCGUCGCGUCCAGCAGGAAGAACCGAGGUUAGGCUCGACUCCUUUGGCCAUGCUCGCCGCCACCUGCAACAAGAUCGGCAGCCCCAGCCCGUCUCCCUCGUCCCUCUCGGACAGCGCGUCCUCCUUCGGCAAAGGCUUCCACCCCUGGAAACGCUCCUCCUCCUCGGGCAGCUGCAACGUGGUGGGCUCCAGCCUGGCGGGCUUCGGGGUGGCGGGCGCUUCUCGGAACGGCUCCUCGGCGGCUGCGGCUGCAGCGGCUGCAGCGGCAGCGGCGGCCGCACUGGUCUCGGACUCCUUCAGCUGCGGCGGCUCGCCGGGCUCCAGCGCCUUCUCGCUGACCUCCAGCAGCGCGGCCGCCACCAGCUCGCCCUUCGCCAACGACUACUCCGUCUUCCAGGCGCCCGUGAGCUCCGGGGGCGGCGGCGGCGGCGGGGGCUCGUCCCAGGAGGCGGCCGCGCACCAGCCCGUCUUCCUCUCCAAGGUGCACACGUCGGUGGACGGGCUGCAGGGCAUCUACCCGCGCGUGGGCAUGGCGCACCCCUACGAGUCCUGGUUCAAGCCCUCGCACGCGGGGCUGGGCGCUGGCGAGGUGGGCUCGGCCGGCGCCUCCAGCUGGUGGGACGUGGGCGCCGGCUGGAUCGACGUGCAGAACCCCAACGGGGCGGCGGCGCUGCAGGGCUCCCUGCACCCGGCCGCCGGGGGGCUCCAGACCUCGCUGCACUCCCCGCUGGGCGGCUACAACUCGGAUUACUCGGGCCUGGGCCACUCGGCCUUCAGCAGCGGCGCCUCCUCGCACCUGCUCAGCCCCGCCGGGCAGCACCUCAUGGACGGAUUUAAGCCCGUGCUGCCCGGCUCCUACCCGGACUCGGCCCCCUCGCCGCUGGCCGGCGCUGGGGGCUCCAUGCUGAGCGGGGGCCCCGCCGCGCCGCUGGGGGGCUCGCCCCGCUCCUCGGCUCGCCGCUACUCCGGCCGGGCCACCUGCGAUUGCCCCAACUGCCAGGAGGCGGAGCGGCUGGGGCCGGCCGGGGCCAGCCUGCGGCGCAAGGGGCUGCACAGCUGCCACAUCCCGGGCUGCGGCAAGGUCUACGGCAAGACGUCGCACCUGAAGGCGCAUCUGCGCUGGCACACGGGCGAGCGGCCCUUCGUCUGCAACUGGCUCUUCUGCGGCAAGCGCUUCACCCGCUCGGACGAGCUGCAGCGGCACCUGCGGACCCACACGGGCGAGAAGCGCUUCGCCUGCCCCGUCUGCAACAAGCGCUUCAUGCGCAGCGACCACCUCAGCAAGCACGUGAAGACCCACAGCGGCGGCGGCGGAGGGGGAGGCGGCGGCGGGGGCGGCUCCGGCAGCGGGGGCAAGAAGGGCAGCGACACUGACAGCGAGCACAGCGCGGCGGGCAGCCCGCCCUGCCACUCCCCGGAGCUGCUGCAGCCGCCGGAGCCCGGCCACAGGAACGGCCUGGAGUGAAAGCUGCGGCGGGGGGCGUGGGAGACGCUGGGGCUGGGCGCCCUCCCCCGCUCCCCCGCGGGAGUAACUGUGUAAAGGGGCCGUGGACAUGUAAGUAACGUGCACUGUGUUCUCGGACACGCUCCCCAGGGCCUCCCUUCCCCGCAGCUUCCAGCCCCCUCCAAGCGCUCCUCGCUCGCUCGCGCGUGGGUUAAGGGGAACGCGGGGCCACACAAGAAAAGCUCUAGGGGAAAAGCGACCUAGGAGGCGGCAGAUCGGGACAAAACAGCGCGAGCGAGUCCGACAUGGGGGCCAGCGUAGCGUGUCUCAUGGAGAAAGCUGGGGGCAGAAAGCGCCCAGUGCUGCCACUUGAAGCAUUUGGGUGAAAAUGUGUUUGGAGGCUUUUCUUUCCCCUCAAAGAAUAAAUAAUAAUAAAAAAUCCUUCCGUGUUUAUUUAAAAAUCACCUGCUCUGCAGCAGUUAAAUGGCCAGUUCACAGGUCAAGAGCUUUUUACACUUUUAAAUAAUAAUUAAAAGAACAAAAACAAAACACCCCAACCAUCAAAGAUACGCCUGGGAGCAAUUCAAAAGUUGCCGAAGAAGUCUCGGGCUUGUUUUCUGGCUGUGGAGGGAAUGAUUUUGGAGCGUUAUAACAACUUAAAAGUUUUUUUAUAAACACAUUUUGCCGUUGUUGUUGCUGAAACACAGCCCUAAUGUUGAAUUUAAAAUGAUCCCGAUCUGAUAGGGUUUUUUUUUUUUAAACACUGCUUUCCAGUGAGACCAGCGCGACUGUAUUUAUCCUUUUGAAAAAUAGGUUUCCACCCCACUUUCCAAAUUUAAUCUCGUUUGCUAGUCCACCCGUCCAUUUGUAUAGUUCCCGUUUCUGUACAUUCACACGGUACGCCGAAAAUAAUUAGGAUUAAAUUUAUUUUUUUGGUAAUUAAAUUCAAAUCCAAUGAAGAAGCAUCGUUGGUUUCAAGCGAAGCUGUAGAUCGAAGCCAAAAAGAGGAUGGUGGGGACAAAUAGGGAAAUAAAAUAUUUGUAAAAUGCAUCUGAAUCUAAUGGUUUGUACAACUGGGGAAUCGUUCUAGAUUAGCUAACAGUUAAAUAUAACUCCACCAAUGUAUCGGUGUGAGGUGCAGUUGUUCAGGAGACGAUUUUGUAUAGUAUUUUUCUUGUACAUUACUUCUAGUAAAUAUUUGAAAAUAUAUUGAAGUACACUUGAGCUUUUUUUUCUUUUGUCACGAGAAAAUAUUAAGCGUUAUUGUUGCAGUCCAAGUUAACUGCCUUUUUUUUUUUCCUGGACUUGUUUCUUGAAGUGUAUCCUCAGACUGCACUUCAGGAUAUAGUUUCUGCUUGAAUAUUAAUUUAGAUAGGCAUAAACCUGUAAGCAAACAAUAUUUGAUAAAUGUUGAAUGACAUUUAAUUUAAUGGAGCAUGUACUUAUUUGCAUUUGCUGGCAGUUCAGGUAUAGUUAAAGUGAGAGUUCUCCUAUAUUUCAUAAAGUGGGUUUGCCAAAACCCAUGUGUUAAAUAAACUGUCCAAGUGAAACUGAACUAACGUUGGCCUAUGUGUAUUUCCUGAAAAUAAUAUUGAUAAAUGUUAAUAAACACUCCUGACACUACAUUAGCAGUUUGCAAAUGUUGCAAACUAUUUGUCUCAUUGUAAUGUUGAAAUAAUUUGGAUAUUUCACAUUGAAAUGGAAAGCCUUUCGCUGGAACAUUUUAGAUUUGCAUUUUAAAUGCAUGAAAUAUGUAAUUGAUUUUUAUCUGUAAUAUUUUAAAUGGUAUUAAUAAACUCCAGAUAAAACAUUC